ACAAAUAUAGAAGUUUUAUUUUUAUAUAAAAUGAAAAAAAUUAAAAUUUUAAAAAAUUGUAAAUUGGAAUAUUUAGCAAUCAUUUCUUUAUUAUAUCCAGAUGGUAUAUUUUUUAUACAAUGACACAUGGAUGUAUUAAUAUGAAAUCGCUAAUAGAAAAACAUUUGUAACUCCCCGUGAGCUUAGCCCAAUUGACAGAGAUAUUACAUAAUAUAUGUAGGAGCAGGAUUCGAAUUUUGGAUGUCCCACUUUUUCAUAUUUAAAGUGUGGGAGCUUCAGCCACUAAAUUACUUGACAAAAAAAAUAACAUUUGUAAAUGUUUUCGGAAAGGUUCAUAAUGAUUUCGAAAAGGUCCAUAGAAAUAGAAUACUCUGUAUAAUAAAUAUAGAUAUUGAUGUAGACAUAGAUACAUAUGGGAAUUUUAACUUCUUAACUCCAGUGAACAUUUUUUUUUUUAAAAGAGGACUAAUAGUGUUCUCAAUUUCCACCUUCAUGAAUCGAAUCCACUGCCCUUUUGGUUGAAGUUGCAGUUUCAAACAUAAAAACCAAUGACCAAUCUUGAUAUACUUAGACCUGCAGCUGAAGCGGGUAAUAUAGAAGACCUCUAUACUGUAAUUGAAAAAGUCCCAUCUAUUUUGAGGGAGAUAGAUUUAGAACAAUUUGUUGAAACUCCUUUGCAUAUCGCCGCAUUUAACGGUCAUCUUCCUUUUGCCAUCGAGGUUAUGAAUUUGAAACCUUCAUUAGCUUUCAAGCUAAAUAAGCAAGGAUUCAGCCCUAUCCACCUUGCGAUGCAAAAGAAAGAAAAGACAAUGGUGUUGUGUUUUGUUGACAUGAACAAGGACCUUGUCAGAGUUAAAGGGAAGGAAGGCUUGACUCCUCUUCAUUAUGCAAGCCAAAUUGGAGAGGUUGACCUUUUAGCUUACUUUCUCAACGCAUGUCCUGAAUCUAUUGAAUACUUGACUGUGAGGUGCGAGACCGCACUUCAUAUUGCUAUUAAUAAUGCACAGUUCGACGCCCUAAAAGUACUAGUUGGCUGGCUGGAAAAAAAUUACAGGAUAGGUGCUAUAGAUAUGGAAAAUAAAAUACUGAACCAGAAGGAUGUGGCAGGCAACACUAUUUUGCACAUUUCAGCUUCAACAAGUGAUCAACAUGAGGCAGUUCGAUUGUUGGUAAAUACUAAAAUAAAUUUGAAGACAAAGAACUUUGAGGACAAAACAGCAUUAGACGUAGCAACUACGGAGAGCAAGAAAAUAUUAUGCAGUGCCGGAGCAAAAUCUGGCACCGAAGUCAUCGAUGCUCACACACCUGCAUAUAAACUAAGUUCAGAGACCACUAUUAUUGAUAAACUGUCAAUUUAUAUGCUUCGCAUAUCACGAAAUAUAAAAGAUGAGCAACGUAACACUAUGUUGAUAGUUGCAGCCCUUGUUGUGACUGCCACCUAUCAAUCAGUACUAAGUCCCCCUGGUGGAGUUUAUCAGGUUAAUGCUAGUGACAAAAAUUUGAACAUCACUUCCUCCAAUUCUACUAUUUCUACCCUAGGAAAUGCUGGAAAAUCGGUCAUGUCAGAAGUUGAUUUCUUUCGGUUUUCAUUUUGGAAUAUAGUUUCCUUUUUGAUAUCAAUUGCAGUAAUAAUUAUUUUAACUCCAACUGGAAAAGAGGGCAGUCCGAUGUACGUUCCAGUGACUUGGUUUACCCUUAGUUAUCUAUAUUCUAUGCGGGUGAUAUCCCCCACGUAUACACAUUUCAAUUCUGUGUUUGUUCAGAUAUUUUUUGAUUUAAUUGUGUUUUCCAGUAUCAUUUUCUCGAUAAUUGCAGGGUACUUUAGUUUCCAGAAGUGGAUAAAAGCUAAGAAACUAAGAAGAUCAGUGUUAAGGCAUCGCAAUAUAGCAGAAACAACAACCAUGGUUGUGGUAAAGGACCUAGAAAAUAUGGACUCACAGAUUUAAACAACAUGGAAUGUUGCAAAUUUUAAUGUUCUUUGUCAGUAUUGGCAUCAUUGUAUAUUAAGGCUAGGUGGUGGAUGGUGGGGGUUUUUCCUUCUUAGUUGUAGUGGCCGGAGUCUUUUCUAGCUCGAUGGGGUUGGGUUCUGUUGGUUGUUGUUAACCUCUGCGGGUGUUUUCUGUGUAUUUGGUGGCUGGAAUGUUCCUGCCUUUUCUGUUCCACUGCUUGUGCUGGGUUCUAGUUGUAAUAAAUUUAAACUCUUUAAUUGUAUUAACUGUUUUUUGA
Medicago truncatula (barrel medic) is the source of this 2226-nucleotide messenger RNA. RefSeq names its product ankyrin repeat-containing protein BDA1. Lineage: Eukaryota; Viridiplantae; Streptophyta; Magnoliopsida; Fabales; Fabaceae. The transcript is spliced from 3 exons. The coding region runs from base 549 to 1946 and encodes 465 amino acids. The record is from RefSeq and is a predicted model, not a curated record. Gene Ontology annotation, molecular function: protein binding.